AUGUCGGGUGCGGUGGAAAAGGCGUUAACCGCUUUGAAAGGAAACAACCUUGACAAGAAAGUUGAAGCUAUAGCAAUAUUAGAAGACGAGCUUUUAGACGGCACUUAUAUUGAGCCGCAAGAUCUCAUUCACCUAAUAACAGCUCUUCGAGAAGCACUAAAAGCUUCACAACAAGCACUUUCAUACAGAGCGUUAACAUGCUUAGGUCCACUAACAAUCAACGUAGCUGAAACAAAUCAAACCUAUCUCAAUAAAAUCACAAGUCAACUAACACCAAUCGUGAUAGAUAAGCUCGGCGACAACAAAGAUAAAACGCGUGAAGUAGCGCUAAAAGUUUUAAUUGAUAUGUGGAGCUCGGGCAAUAAUCUGACAACUUUGACAAAGAUGAUUAGAGAGUCGGCAUUUGGUCAUAAGUCGUGGCGAGUGAGGGAGCAGAUCUUACAAUGGAUUGUUGCAUGUACAAAAAUGAUGCCAGAUUUUUCGUUACGUGUAUGGUUACAAUCUAUUAUCAAACUAUUGGAAGAUUCCAAUGAACAAGUAAGAGAAGCUAGUAAGGAAACGAUAGUGUCACUUUUCAGUUCUGCCCCACAACAAGCCAAAUCUGAGUUAAGACGAGAAUUGAGAAAUAAAUCGAUUCGCGCCGCAACAGUCGACUUUAUACUUUCCAAGAUUGAUAAUGCAAGAGAGCUGGAAAGAGAAUUUCAAAUUAUGACUAAUCCUUUUCAAGGAAAAGAGACUGAACAAAACUGGGGGGAGCGUGAAAAACAUAUCAAUAGAUUACGAUCUCUGCUUCGUGGUGGUGCGUAUUCUAAAUUCCCUGAUCAAUUCAUGGUCGGUGUAAGAGUGAUAAUGGACGGUAUAAUUAGUUCACUGUGUAGUCUACGCACAACAUUGACAUUAGCUACUGCUGUCCUGGUAAAAGAUCUCGCCGCAUACCUUGGCCCAGCGAUAGACCCAUUCGCUGACAACCUACUAGCCACUCUAAUAAAACAAGCAGGUGUCGUGAAAAAACUAGUCGCACAAGCGAGCGUGAAUGCUGCUGAGUCACUAUUAGCAAAUGCAUCAUAUCACAUGCGACUUGUGAAUCAGCUGUGGGGUGCCAUGCAGGACAAAAGCGUACAAUUGCGAGCGUAUAUAAUUGGGUUUAUAAAGAUCGUUGUGAAUUCGCAUGCUGCGCGAAGAGAUGCCAUUCAAAGAAAUGGUGGCGCGCAGUUGCUACAGAACUGUUUAAAGAAGGGGUUGACCGAUGCGAAUCCUAAAGUGCGAGAAGGAAGUCGUGCUGUGUUUUGGGAGUUUUAUGAGGUUUGGCCAGAAUUAGGUGAAGCAUUACUGAAUUCCGUUGAGCCAGCUGUAAAAAAACAAAUGGAACGAGAUAAACCAAAAAAUAUAACUGAAAAUCGAAGAUCUCAUACACCUUCAACUUCACGAAGCAGAAGCAGAGGUCCACCAUCUCUUCGAAACAAAAAAUCAGGAUAUUUGCUUGGUGGUUCCUCCGAUUCUCGAUCCAUUGAUCCUCCUGAAACAGAAAAAUAUAUAACGCGGCAACCAAGUACCACAUAUCUUAGAGCAAAAUCACCAGCACCAAGUAUAGCAAGAGCUUCGGCAAGUUCAAGUUCUACUUAUUCUCAGCCGCGGAUGCCUUCUGCUCCCUCUAAAUCUAAUAAUAUCUCUACGGGUAAAUCUCGUACACCUGUAAAAGUUCCCCAGGCAAAGUAUUCACUAUUACAACAAUUAAAACAUGAAGAUAGUGCAAUGCGGAUUGAUGGUAUCAUUAAUUUGGCACAAUCGAUAGCACGGAAAAAAGCACAGAGUACUCCUGAAAAACCAGGACUCCAGGAUUUGAAAAAAUCACCGAUACCGCCUGAUGAAGAAUUAAUACCAAUUUUAUUAAAUUUACUAAAUGAUAACACACCAGAU
Ambispora leptoticha is the source of this 1917-nucleotide messenger RNA. Lineage: Eukaryota; Fungi; Glomeromycota; Glomeromycetes; Archaeosporales; Ambisporaceae. The record is from the annotation of a GenBank genome assembly.